GACAUAAUUAUUAUUUCAUCAACUUUUACGUUAAAGUAAAACUAUAUUGUAUCUAUAGAAUAUUUGAAGUUUAGAUUCAUAUCGAUAAUUUGACAAACGAUCGACAAUGAAGGGGUGAAUUUUAAUAUUAUUUGAUAUUUUUAGAAUAUGGAAUCUAAUUCAUCAGUAACAAUUUUACAAAAAGAACUAAGUGAGAAAUUUUUAGCCUACUCUGAAAUAGAAAGUGUAUCCGAAGGUGUUAUUAUCGAGACCGAUAAUGAGGAUGGAUCGAAUUUUCAGAAUGUUACUAAUCGACAAAGUGCUAACGAAUUUGAUAGUGAAAAAACGAAAAUACCCACAUAUCGAAAAGAUCAUUGUUAUUCAAAAUUUAUGCCAUUUUUGGCAAAUAAUAUUCGAUAUUUCCAUCGUCCUACAAUCGUUAAGGUUGUUGAAAGACCCGAGAAAAAGCCUAGGCCUAUUUCAAAAUCUCCUAAGACAGUAUUACCAAUUUCAAUACCAUUGAAGAUAUUACCGAACAACGACAGUUCCCUGUCCUCUCCGAAAGUGAGUGCCCGUCUUAGUCAAGAACAGGGACAAAUCAAAGUUGUUAUCUUACAGGACACUAACGAUUCAGGAAAACAAAUUCUAACGAAGAGGAAGAAUUCACCAAACUCAAAGAAUUUAUUUAAUAAAUCCAAUGUCUACAGUAAUAAGAAAAUCGAAACCAAACAAAUAAUCAAUAAACUAUUGGCAAGAGUUCAAAAACAACACGAACGCAAUUUAAGGGAUGAAGGUCCGCCGGAGUGUAAAAAAUCCGCUAAAUAUCUCUUUAAAUUGCCAACAAAUCCCUAUUUAUCUUUUAAACCAUCGACCGAACUUGUUGCAACUAUUGAUUACGAGUUUGAAAAUGAUAACGUAAAACAGAUUUCUCUAUUCGAUUAUACAAAAGGACAAACGAAAACCUCGAAUACUAUCAUUAACGACAAGUCAAAAGAUUUUGAUAUUGUUUUCUCCCCAAGAAAUGGAAUUUCGAUGAAAACUUCCAAUGAUUGGAAACCGGAAGAUCGCUUAUUAUUUCAUAAAACUAUAGAAAAGGGGAAUCAUUAUAAGAAUUUAAAUAAGACAGAGAAAUUCGUUUACAACCUCUAUGAUGAAUUACCCUUAAAAGUUGGCAUUAAUUUAAGUGAAGAGGAGACGCUUAUAGUUCUUCCCAUUCCUGACGAUAUUGAAUACUACGGCUAUAACAGAGCAAUUCAUUCUCUUAAACUAUUGUCAUACAAGAUGACCAUGGAACGUCUUAUUAAUGAUUGCUUAGAAGCUUUAAAUAGCAGUAAAGCUUGCAAGGAUUUGGUAAUGAUUAUAGUUAAUGCUUGUUAUUACGUCCUACAGCGUCUCUACUACAUUCAACAAAUCCAAUUUAAAGGCGUUAUACGGGAACAGGUUCGCUACGUAGUUCUAUUUGAUUUUCCGAAAGAAUCAUGUCCUUAUCGUAUUCAGGAUAUGUGGAUGGAAAUGAUAACUGUCUAUUUUGAUAUUCGUUUCGUGAUGACAUGCGAAAUAUAUACAAAAUUUUUUGAGGACUGCUGCAGACAUCUAAUGCAACAAACAAUUUGCUGUUGGGAAUAUAGAAAUUCUAAGAGAACUCACGAACACACUAGUUUAUUUUGGCCAUCCAUGGAUGAAAUUAAAACGCUUACUGGGUUUUGUUACGAGGGCAGUUGGAGAAAUCAAGUUACAUUUGAUUCUCCAAAGUGUGGCAGUCUACGCCCUUCACAUUCUAAUUUUUCCACAUCGAAAGACAAGAGUAAGGGAAGUCAGAGAAAAAAAUAUCCCGUCGAAUUGAGCCCACCAAGACCAAAACAGAUAAAGAGAUCAGCUCGCGGAGCAACUCCACCGCUCCCUCUUCCUCCGGCGAAAAGAAGAAGAGUUAAAAAGCUACCUAUAGUGGAAAAAGUUAAAGAAGAUAAAUUUAUCAGCGAUAAAGAGAUGUUUUUAAACGUUAUGAAACUUGUAUCAAAAAAGAAACCAAACGAAAAAGACAUUCAAUAAUUUAUAAGGAUAGCAAACAUUAGCAAAUCAUUUUUAUAUCGUUUACAAACUUUUUAUUAUUAAUUAUAAACUAAUAAGCUAAUUGUUUACUUAAUUUUUGUUGUUUUUUAUUGUUUAACUUAUCCAUCUAAUACCCUAAUACAUAGUUUGUAAUUUUU
Molecule: messenger RNA, 2186 nt
Organism: Dimorphilus gyrociliatus
Lineage: Eukaryota; Metazoa; Annelida; Polychaeta; Dinophilidae
Source: the annotation of a GenBank genome assembly